Messenger RNA from Sclerotinia trifoliorum, 2191 nucleotides. The record is from the annotation of a GenBank genome assembly. Lineage: Eukaryota; Fungi; Ascomycota; Leotiomycetes; Helotiales; Sclerotiniaceae.
AUGACUGCGGCUAAACAUGUUGAUGUAUCAAGUGAUACUUUGCAAGUAUCACCACAAACUGCUCCCAUUUCAGGACCCCAAAGUAUCCCACUACCUCAGAUAGACAGCUCGUCCCGAAUGGAUGUUUCUCAACCUGUUAUAAGUAUUGAUACUACUCAAGUGCCAGAGAGAGUCCCAACAGAAAAUCCAGCCACGGAACAUGCAGAUGAUGAAGUAGAAUUUGUGUUUUCAGUCCCUCGGCGUAGGAAGAAAAGGCGCAGAAGGUGUGGCAAAAUCUUGCUCUCAUGAAGUCAUGCUAAACAAAGAUAUACUAGGCUGGAAUUUCCUCCACAGAGCACUCAUAUCGACAUGACUAGUCCUAUCUCAAGCGCCAAAAUUUCAGUUACUCAUCUGUCGCCAGAUAAAUCCACAGCUAUGGUUCCCUUGCUUAGCCCCGGUCCUAACCUUGAUGAUAUAAAUAUGAGCAGAUGUCGAUCACUCCACAGGUUAUACCCCACUACUACAUCUGGCUCUUUCUGUCAGCCCCUGAACGUUCUUCAAUCGAAGUUAUCUGAGUCAUCUCCUUCGCAUAUAUCUCAAACCAUACCGUUCAAAAUUCCACCACCCUGGUACGCUAAAUCCAUGCCUCCGCCGCCUUCACCUACAUCACCUUAUUAUUAUUCAAAAUCGACCGUCUCCACAGCCCCAGAGCAAGCUUAUACCAAGAAACGAAAGCACGAGGAAAAUUCAUACAAAUAUUCGAAUCAUGUGUCGCCAUACGUAUCUCCGACAUCCACGUAUCAAUCAAGGGCAAAAUCAUUUCCUUCUCAUGCAGAAUAUGUUUCUGUUUCGGACCAUACUGCGUUUUUGGACUUUUUGGAAGAUCCAAAUGUCCCAAUUACCUUUGGUGGAGUACCGCUACCUCUGCCGCCACAGUAUCCCAUUACAGCUGGUUGGCAAGAAUUUUCCUGGAAACCUUCCGGUUAUCUACCCUCUAGACGGCCACAUAGAGAUAUGCUCCCUGGUGUUAAGAGCCAUCCGGAGUGGCACUGCAAAUACCAUCGCGGUAAUGGCGAAUCUCGUUGGCCCAACCCACAAAAUAUGUCAAUCCGGAACUUCCAGAAUCAGAGAUUCGCUCAAGAAUUGGUAUCACCGAAAUCAAUACCACGUGAAAUUCAAUCCUCAUGGACGCCAUGUACAUAUCCUCCGAUGCAGGAAGAACGAAUUUCUGAACCAUCUCCUAUACCUGAAAAGUUGCCUGCAUCCAUCACAGGCAUGCAACCUUCCCAAUCCUCCUCUAUGGGUUCAGCAAAGCCCAUGAGAAAUCCAAAAUCGGUAGCCGCUCUUGCACCUACCAGAAACAUCUCUCCGUCUCCGUCUCCAUCUCUACCUCCUUCUCACGCAAGUGCAGCAGAUGUACGCCGUAGACCUUCUCUUUAUAGGAUACCUGCAUGGCAAUCUUCGACAGAUAAUAACCGAGCCUCUUCAUCUAUAUCUCUUGGUGAACGUCAAAAUAAAACAUGCAAUGAUGGGAUUAACGACGCACGAGCCCUCCACUCAACCAUACCUCAACAAGCAAAAUCUGUCACUUGUUACACACCAAACGCAGCAUUACCUUCCCUGCCAAGACCGACGCCACAAACUUCGAGACAACAGAUGACCUCAUCGAAUCACCCACCAAAUCUGUAAGUUUCUCACCCAGUCUUUUACAUCUAUCCCAACCAACUAACCCAUGACCAGGAUUAUAGACAUAGCCCAGACCAGUCAAGAUACCUUUCCAUUUGCAGCUGUUGCCGUUAGACAUAAUAAACCUAUUCAAAAAGUGUUUGAUACUUUCUCAGCGAUUAUUCAAUUGCCGUUGUUGAAAGAGGCGGCUGAUGGGAGGAGAUAUAGUCCGUUGGGGAGUGAAAGGAUGGGGCAGUAUAAGGAUGCUAAGAGGGCUAUGGAAAAGGCAAAUAGAGAGAAAAAGAACGCGAAAGGUAUCAGGAAGAACGGGCAAUGAGGAGCAGGAAUGGGAUGGGAUGAGGAAGGAACCUGGAGUUGUGGGAUGCAAAGAUAAGGCAUUUUGAUUAACUUUCUUUCUUUACAUCUGCUAGUUUCAUCUGUUAUUCACACCCUUUUCUUAGAACAAGGAUUCGUUCUAUUGAUAUGAUUUUCGAGCUAUCAGAUAUGAAUAUCAAGACGAACUCAUCAGACCUUGAAUUUUAGUGGC